AUGCUGUCACGACUCUUGCGCUACAUCAGAGCUGAGCCUUUGGCCAACACUGGCUCCGUUGCGAGAGACCUGCUGGCCAGCGAGCGCACGUUCCUCGCAUGGACAAGAAGUGGCCUAGGCUUCAUUGCGCUCGGCAUAGCGCUGGAGAAAGUCGAAGCCUUUGCUGCCCUAUCUCCAACGUUACUGCACUUGUCAGACUCCAGAACCAAAUUGGCGGCGGGAACCUUGGUCGGUCUUGGGUCCGCAACGGUUGCUCACGGCACGGCCAGAUAUUUCGGAACGCUCAAGGAGAUAAAACAAGGACGGUUUAGACCGAAUACGGGCGGGAUCACGCUCAUGGCCAUUACUAGCAUUUCCAUAGGUUUUGUCGGGGCCAUUGCCGUCGCAUCCAAUGAUCAGGAGGAGAAGGACAAGAUCAUUGUAUAA
Molecule: messenger RNA, 426 nt
Organism: Cyphellophora europaea CBS 101466
Lineage: Eukaryota; Fungi; Ascomycota; Eurotiomycetes; Chaetothyriales; Cyphellophoraceae
Exons: 1
Coding region: 1-426 (141 amino acids)
Source: RefSeq, a predicted model, not a curated record